GCGAGUCGGUUUUGCAAUGGCCGCGCACAUGGAUGAAGAGAUGGAUGAUGAUGUCCUGCGAGUGGAGGAUGAUUAUUACGCUUUUUUGAACGUUUCCAAAGAUGCCAGCCCAGAGGAAAUUACGAAUGCUUACCGGCGGCUCAGCAAGAUCUACCAUCCCGACAAGCAUGCGGAUCCUCUCAAAAAGCGGGAUGCUGAAACUCUAUUCAACAAGACACGUCAAGCUUACGAUGUUCUGGCAGAUCCUCAUAGAAGAGCCAUCUACGACACCUUGGGCACAAAAGGCCUGGAUACAGAAGGGUGGCAAGUGGUUCAAAGGACCAAGACUCCCCAGGAGAUCAGGGAGGAGUAUGAGCGACUCGCGAGAGAGCAAGAGGAGAGGCGAAUGCAGCAGCGUACAAACCCCAAGGUGAGUUCCAGGCUCCAUCGUUGUCGCACUAUGUCUUCUUUGAAUAAAAAAGAUUGCCUUUGUGCACAGGGGACCAUCAGUGUUGGCAUCGACGCCAGUGACAUCUUCGAGGCCUACUAUGAUGAGGACGACACCAGGGGGUUUUUUCCACAAAUGGAGAUCAACAGCAUGACCUUCAGCCAGUCAAUCGAAGCACCACUGAGCCUUAACGACACUGUGACGCUAAGUGGAAACCUGUCUACGCAAAAUGGAAACGGCAGCGGAAGCGUUACCUGUUCUUUGCGGCACCUCAUCUCUGGAACGGCCUGGUCAGAGUUUGAAAUUGGGGCUGGAAACGGGCUCUUCGGCAGCGUCAAGGGCUUCAAGACCAUCUCAAAGCGAAGUUUUGUCUCAAUGCAAGGCAUGUGUCAGGUGACGCCGAUUGGCCUGAGGCCUGGUUGCAAUGCUGUGUUGGCCAGGCAGCUGGGCAAGCAUACUGUGGGCUACCUCACCUGGAAAGCUGGCAUCCAGUCUUGCAUGAACACUACCGUCAUUUACGACACCAGCUACGGCAAUUUCGUCGCUUCGCUGCAGUUCGGAAUUCCAAACACAUUUGCAAUGAUGAGCUACAUCUACAAGUUUCCAGAUGAGGGCAGGCUGAAGGGCAGCAUCAAGGUCGGGACCUUCGGGGCGGUUGUGGAGUAUGGCUGUGAGCGCAAGAUCUCUCAGCACAACACUGUGGGAGCCUCCAUGGUCAUUGGCAUCCCCACAGGAAUCACCCUCAAACUCAAGCUGAACAGGGCAAGCCAGACGUACAUGUUCCCCAUCCUGCUGUCCGAGGAGCCGUUGCCCAGUGCCAUCUUCUAUGGAACCAUCACUCCUUUGGUGGGCUGGUACAUCCUGCAGACCUUUGUGAUCGUGCCUUACACUGAAAGACAGAAGCGAAGGGAAGCCUCAAGAGCACGUGAAGCCAACGCGGCAAAACUGGCAGAGCGUCGAAAAGAAGCGGAGGCGGCGGUUGCCCUAAUGCACGAAACAUACAUCCGUAUCAAAAGUACCGAGGAAGCAAGUGGGGGUCUCAUCAUCGUGGAAGCGCUCUACGGCAACUUCGUUGAUGAUCAUGACAAUGACACGCCCCAGACAACAGUUCGGGAACUUGUGGACGUGACUGUGCCUUUACAGUGCCUGGUGAAGGACUCUUCCCUCACUCUGCCGGACUGUUCUAAGAGCAACCUGCCGGGCUUCUACGACCCCUGCCUGGGAGAGUCGAGGUCGCUCCUGGUGCGCUACCGGUUCAGGAACCUCGACCACGAAGUCAAGCUUGCGGACGAGGAGGCCAUCCGGAUUCCCAAGGAGUCCCACUUGGUGAGAACAUCAUGAAGACAGUUGUACGAAAAUAGUAGAUGCUUUUCUAAUUUUCCGGUGUUUGUACAAAAGAGGCUCAUUAAACUUAGUUCCCAGGUUUUGUUAGUACAAA
Molecule: messenger RNA, 1865 nt
Organism: Ixodes scapularis (black-legged tick)
Lineage: Eukaryota; Metazoa; Arthropoda; Arachnida; Ixodida; Ixodidae
Product: dnaJ homolog subfamily C member 11
Exons: 16
Coding region: 17-1768 (583 amino acids)
Biological process (GO): cristae formation
Source: RefSeq, a predicted model, not a curated record